AUGAUGGUAAUCGCAAAUGACUGCUUUCGGGACUGUCCAUUUGACAGCAGCUCCAAUCGAUGUUAUGACAACUGUCUCGCCGUCUUCAAGAACGUCCUAGCAGAGAGCAACUGCGAUGGAAUGCAUCCAUCUCAUCACGUCGACCCUAAGCCGCCAAGGCCGACUUAUGCGCCAACAAUCCGACCGACGCGAACUUACCCAUCUCCCCCGAAAACAACUCGACCGUCAAAAUACCCGCAAGAUCAGCAAGGCUGGACAACUCGCCCCGUCCACAACAACGGACCCAUGCACAACAACAACCACAACAACGGCUGGUACAACAACAAGCCCUACACAACUCGGAAGCCAUACUACACCCCUCCCUAUACCACCAGAUAUCCUUAUUAUACUGACAUGGAUGCCAUGUAUGGCAGAAUGGACAGCCAGCAAGAAAUGACGACGUUUAGGACUGAAAUUCACACAACAACCUCCACAGCGACAACAACGACAACAACAACAACAACGACAAGCGUGCCCCUGAUCCUCUCCGGCGUCCAAACACAAUUCCCGAAAUCUGAACUUUCUUCUCGCGGCUUCAAAAAGUAUUUCUCAGCUGAUUUUUCGACAGGACGUGUCGGUCAAGGACUCAAGGAGAUUCCAGCGGGCGCGCAGAACAUUUUCGUCGGGACGGCUCGAUUGAUGCUUUGUUAUAUUUUAUUCUGCGAAAAUAAUGAGCCUUUAAACCAGGUUGGCGUUUUUGGCGACGAAAGCCUUUUCUUCGCCAGAAGCUUCCCUUACCAGCAGCAGACCACAGCCAUCCCCGCGAACGGAUUUUACAGUUACUACUCGAACAAUGAAAUCCCCGGAGAGCCCUUUGGUUUCGCCGCCUCGCCCGACAUUUAUCUCGGACCGUUUGACUUUUUCGACUGUCAAAUUCAAGCCGGACGAUGGGAUUGUCCGCCCGCUCAGCUCGAGAAAAGCCGCAUGUCACUUUACAUGAACUUUCCCUACUCGUCUGGAUGGCGAUGUGGCUCGGACACUGCUGCUAAUUACGAAUCCGCCACUGCGUUUAAAAAAGACUUUGUUCUUGAAGCCUGGUACAAUUGA
This is a messenger RNA of Oikopleura dioica, 1086 nucleotides long. The record is from the annotation of a GenBank genome assembly. NCBI's taxonomy places the organism in Eukaryota, Metazoa, Chordata, Appendicularia, Copelata, Oikopleuridae.